AUGUCGGGUUGGCAGAGCCAUUGGAACGCCUUCGGCGCCCUGCUCUACAACGGAUCCAUGCAAGACCCGACCUCCCACGAAGAGUACGUCAAUGCCGGCUUCACGACAGUGGCCGAUGCCCCGCGGCGUCGCAAGGAGCUCGAGAUCCCAGGGAGGCCGUGCUGGGAGGACGGGUGCGCGAAGUGCUUGGCCAGCGCGUCGAUGGGCAGAUGCAGCGCGUGCGCUGCCGUGGAAGAGUGCAGCUGCAUGUGCAGCAGCUUCUUCCAGAAGGAGAGCUUCGCGCCGGUCGCACCGGAGGAACGGGAGAUCCAUGUGUCGGCCGCCGCGAAGCAUUUCAUUCCGCGAGUUGUGCACCAGGUGUGGAUCUCGGAUGAAGCUCUGGAGGGAGACCCGAAGAAGCACCGCGGUAUCUUGAAAUUGCUGGAGCGCAAUCGACAGCUUGGCAACCAUACACUCUACGACGGCACAGCUGCGCGCCAGUUCAUCCAGCAGCGCUUCCCAAGCUCAGUGCUCGAUGCCUUUGACCUCCUCGUCCCUGGCAAGUUCAAGUCUGACUUGGCUCGCCUCUGCCUUCUGCUGGUCGAAGGAGGCGUAUAUGUUGACAACGACAUCCUGCUGACCACCUCUUUGGAUGAGUUGCUCGGGGGGCACACCGGCUUCCUGGCAACGCUGGAUCGCUUCGCGAACAGGGGCGCAAACCAGACCUGCCUUCUCAAUGGUCUCAUUGCCGCGGCCCCUGGGCACCCUGCGAUUGCCAUCGCCCUAGCUCGGCUGGUCGCUCAUGUUCUGAACCAGGACACCUUUGCCGACCUGCUUGGGGACUUUUCGGACCCGCCUGUGUGGCACAUGGUGACGUCCAGCGACCUUUGGGCUACGGGACCUUGCCUCCUAGGCAGCUCAUUGAACCUGGCCCUGGCGCGCGAUCCCUUCGCGGGGUUCGAGCCGGGCACCUGGAGCUUCGAUGCCCGGAGCUCCGCUUCCGGCGGGAUCCGCUUUGGACAGGUCCGGCUGCUGGACCUGCGGCCCGUCGAGCCGGCCAGCAGAGGGAUGGAGUUUGGCGUUGAGGUUGACCCAGCCCGCAUCCGCCCUCUCGCGCCGGAGAAGUGCCGGGCCCAUCACUGCCACCACGCCCGAUAUGAUGUGGAUGGUGAUCGGUACGUGGGAUUCAGCAAGUUCCUGCAAACGACAGAAGUGCCGAGCUGGCUAAAUGCGAGCAUCGGCCACUUGGAUUGGGAUGGAUGGCGCUGGGGCCGGAGUGAGAUGUUCACUCGCCCCAACCGUCCUCGUGCUCGGCGCCAGAUGCAGAUGACAGUCGUCUACCCGUCCGCCGUCCUCUCCAUCUCCUCAAACGGUACCAUCACGUAUCAGCACUAUCAGCACAUGAGCGCCUGGGUACACAAGUGUGGCCGCCGUGCGCAAGCCCUGUAUUUCAUUCCACUGCAGGGCGGCGAAACUGCGUGGGCCGAGGGUGAGGUGGAGGAAGCUCCGGAGGAGGACCUCUCCCUCCUGGAUGCCUCAGCCGAGGGCUUUGAGCCCGAGGAUGGCGCCGCAGAGGAGGACUUGGCUUCGCUAGAGGCGGCCGAUGGCCUGGAAGAGGUCGCCGAAGAGGAUCUCGCAGCUUUGGAGGCUGCGGCCCUCGACAGCUUCGAGGCACCGGCCGAUGAGGGCCCCCCCGUGGAGGCUGCGCCAGGGUUCGAGGCCUCGGAGGUUGCAGACGCCGAGGAGGAGGAGGACCUGGCGGCCCUCGAAGCUGCGGCCUGCGCCAGCUUCGAGGAAGGCCCCGAAGAUGCCGAGGCUGCAGGGCGGUGCCCGUUGGCAGACGCAACGUCCGAGUUUCCCCAGGCACAAGAUCCCGGAAACGGAUCCUUCUGCAGGGCAUUCGCAUGA
Molecule: messenger RNA, 1887 nt
Organism: Symbiodinium natans
Lineage: Eukaryota; Dinophyceae; Suessiales; Symbiodiniaceae
Source: the annotation of a GenBank genome assembly